CCCUCUCCCGGGCAUCCUCCCUGGGCUGCCAGGAGGCGGCGGCGGCGGAGGAGGAGGAGAAGGAAAAGGGGGAGAAGGCGGAGAGCAGGAACGCGAGGAGGUGGACCUGGAUCCGUUUCUCCCGGCCAGGACCCGAGCGGCCCCAGCUACCGCUACCCGCAGGCGCCGUCCCCUAUCCAUCAGCCCUCCUGCGCCCACUCACGACCCCAGGCUCUCUGCGCGUCGGGCCGGGGCCAGAGCCGCACGGCCGGAGGUUUAUCAGUGUCCUGUGACAUCAGUCCUUUUGGGGAGCGGGGAGGCAGAGGGGAACAGACAACCUGGUCUCCUGGUGAUGCUCACACUGUGCUGAGUGUUGGUGGCCACCAAGAAUUUUGCAUCCUGGGGACGAAUCCUGAGCUUGCCAGAGACGGACGUCGCAAGGUCCGGCCUCUGUUUCCCCGUGAGGAGCAGCCGCAGCCCACCGAGAUGUCCCGGCACCACAGCCGCUUCGAAAGAGAUUACCGGGUGGGCUGGGACCGCCGCGAGUGGAGUGCCAACGGAACGCAUGGGACCACCAGCAUCUGCAGCGCCACCGCCGGGGCGGGUGGCGGCACAGCCAGCAGCCUCAGCGCCCGGCCCGGCCUUCUGCCGCUGCCCGUGGUGCCCUCCCGGCUGCCCACGCCCGCCACGGCCCCCGCACCCUGCACCACCGGGAGCGGCGAGGCCAUCACCAGCCUCGUGGCCAGCUCUGCCUCCGCCGUCACCACCAAGGCCCCCGGCAUCUCCAAAGCAGACAAUCAGUCCCAGGGACUCACGACCAGCAUCCGGUGGGGGCAGACGCCCGUCAAUCAGUCCACGCCCUGGGACACUGAUGAGCCGCCCUCCAAACAGAUGAGGGAGAGCGACAACCCAGGCACAGGGCCGUGGGUGACCACAGUGGCCGCCGGGAGCCAGCCCGCCCUGAUCGCACACUCCUAUGGAGUGGCCCAGCCUCCCACCUUCAGCCCGGCUGUGAACGUCCAGGCCCCGGUCAUCGGGGUGACCCCUUCGCUGCCUCCCCACGUGGGACCCCAGCUCCCGCUGCUGCCUGGCCACUACUCGCUCCCACAGCCGCCCUCCCAGCCACUGAGCAGCGUGGUGGUCAACAUGCCCGCCCAGGCCCUGUACGCCAGCCCGCAGCCCCUGGCUGUCUCCACCCUGCCCGGCGUCGGCCAGGUGGCCCGCCCGGGACCCGCCGCUGUGGGCAACGGCCACAUGGCAGGGCCCCCGCUGCCUCCACCACCGCCGGCCCAGCCGUCUGCCGCUCUCCCCGGCGGUGCCCCGGCCACCAACGGGCCCCCCACGUCAGACUCGGCCCACGGGCUGCAGAUGCUCCGCACCGUUGGCGUGGGGAAGUAUGAGUUCACCGACCCCGGGCACCCCAAAGAAAUGUUGAAGGAAUUGAACCAGCAGCGCAGAGCGAAAGCGUUUACAGACCUGAAAAUUGUUGUUGAAGGCAGAGAGUUUGAAGUCCAUCAAAAUGUUCUAGCUUCCUGCAGCUUGUAUUUCAAGGACCUGAUUCAAAGGUCGGUGCAAGACGGCAGCCAGUGCGGCCGGGAGAAGCUGGAGCUCGUCCUGUCCAACCUGCAGGCUGAUGUCCUCGAGCUGCUGCUGGAGUUUGUCUACACGGGCUCCCUGGUCAUCGACUCGGCCAAUGCCAAGACCCUGCUGGAGGCGGCCAGCAAGUUCCAGUUCCACACCUUCUGCAAAGUCUGCGUGUCCUUUCUUGAGAAGCAGCUGACGGCCAGCAACUGCCUGGGGGUGCUGGCCAUGGCUGAGGCCAUGCAGUGCAGCGAGCUCUACCACAUGGCCAAGGCCUUCGCGCUGCAGAUCUUCCCUGAGGUGGCGGCCCAGGAGGAGAUCCUCAGCGUCUCCAAAGACGACUUCAUCGCCUACAUCUCCAAUGACAGCCUCAACACCAAGGCCGAGGAACUGGUGUACGAGACCGUCAUCAAGUGGAUCAAGAAGGAUCCCAUGUCCCGCGCAAAGGACGCGGCGGAGCUCCUGGCGGUGGUCCGCCUCCCCUUCAUCCACCCCAGCUACCUGCUCAACGUGGUCGACAACGAGGAGCUGAUCAAGUCGUCCGAAGCGUGUCGGGACCUGGUCAACGAGGCCAAGCGCUACCACAUGCUGCCCCACGCCCGCCAGGAGAUGCAGACGCCCCGGACGCGGCCCCGCCUCUCAGCAGGUGUGGCCGAGGUCAUCGUUUUGGUUGGGGGCCGUCAGAUGGUGGGGAUGACCCAGCGCUCGCUGGUGGCCGUCACCUGCUGGAACCCGCAGAACAACAAGUGGUACCCCCUGGCCUCACUGCCUUUCUAUGACCGCGAGUUCUUCAGUGUAGUGAGUGCCGGGGACAACAUCUACCUCUCAGGUGGGAUGGAAUCAGGGGUGACGCUGGCCGAUGUCUGGUGCUACAUGUCCCUGCUCGAUAACUGGAACCUCGUCUCCAGGAUGACGGUCCCCCGCUGUCGGCACAAUAGCCUUGUCUACGAUGGGAAGAUUUACACCCUCGGGGGACUUGGCGUGGCGGGCAACGUGGACCACGUGGAGAGGUACGACACCAUCACCAACCAAUGGGAGGCGGUGGCUCCUCUGCCCAAGGCAGUGCACUCGGCCGCAGCCACAGUGUGUGGCGGCAAGAUCUAUGUGUUUGGGGGUGUGAACGAGGCGGGCCGAGCUGCGGGCGUCCUCCAGUCUUACGUUCCACAGACCAACACGUGGAGCUUCAUCGAGUCCCCGAUGAUUGACAACAAGUACGCGCCAGCCGUCACCCUCAACGGCUUUGUUUUCAUCCUGGGCGGGGCUUAUGCCAGAGCCACCACCAUCUACGACCCUGACAAGGGAAACAUUAAGGCAGGUCCCAACAUGAAUCACUCUCGCCAGUUCUGCAGUGCCGUGGUGCUCGACGGCAAGAUUUAUGCAACGGGAGGCAUUGUUAGCAGUGAGGGGCCUGCCCUGGGCAACAUGGAAGCCUACGAGCCUGCAACCAACAUGUGGACCCUGCUCCCCCACAUGCCCUGCCCCGUGUUCAGACACGGCUGCGUCGUGAUAAAGAAAUACAUUCAAAGCGGCUGACAUGAGCGGAAAGCCCACGCUGAGGCUGUGGACAGACACGUCGGGUGAGGCCCAUCCUACUCACAAAGAUCAACUUCCAGCAACACCAAUCAGAGGCCAACCCACACGAGCAAGGAACUCACUGCGCUAAACAUUUUGAAUACUCUCUACAUUGAAUGUAGGAAAUCAUCCUCGCCUUGGGGGGAAAUGAGGGAGCAGCCUCCAAGCAGCAGGAACCUUGACCUUCGACCUUCCGGGCGUGAGCAAGCGAGCUGGGCCCUGGGGCUCCUGCAGACACACUUGCUCUGAAUGGAGGCGCUCACUCUGCCCGGUGCAAUAGAGUUUCACAUAUUUUUUAACUGGGAGAGAGAAGCUGUUUUUUCCUUCCUGCAGAGCAAGCUUGAUCCCCAGCCAACCAUAGAUCUGUUAUCCUAUGACAAUAUUAGGCGUCAGGCUCUCUUGGAGUAAGAUCAAAGUGUCCUUUUCACUUUGAUGGCUGCUUUUGUUUUUAACCAAUCGACACUUUCAGUGGCCGAGGGAAAACAAGGGACAAGCCUACGUGUGGGGCACGAGGCCUAGGAGGCUGCUGGUCCCCACUGGGUCGAAGAUGAGUCCAGCCACCGUGCGGAGCCAGAUGUGACUGGAGCAGCGCUGCAGGGGCAGCUAUGGGGACAACUGGGGAGAGCCGUCUGUCCCUUCACAGGGUUUUCUACCAUGUUUUUGCUGGAGAAGGACAAGGUGAUUGUGCUAGCUUUCUGUUAUCCGAUAAGAAUUAUUUAGAUUUCCAAGGCAUUUUCUUGAUACACAAAGGCUAUUUUUAAGUACCGGGAGAAGGAGACGGCCACAAGAGGGAUAACGUGGGAAUUCCCAAAGCUCUUUGCAGGGAGUGCCAACGUGGGGCAUUUGCUCUAAUUUUUCUAUGUGCAGAACAGAGGAUCUCUCCUGGCGGGGGGCGGGGUGUGGAUGCCCCCAUUUUAUUUUUAGAAAAAAUAGCUCCCAGACAGCCCCGUAAAAGCCACGCCUUGUGGAGGCAUUGUCAGAGAAAGACGAGUCUGUUCCAGAAGGAAAGCAGUUCUGCCUCACGGCACCAGCCCAGCUCCCUCCACGAGGGAAAGCUGAGGACCCAGGCCAGGCUGGAGGGAAAGAGGGAGAAUACAUGUCUACAAAGCACAGGAGACUAUUUUUGAUAUUUAUAGCUAUAUAUUCAGGCACCUGCCACAAAGAGCUCUCAGGAUGGGGACAGCCUUCUCAGACGAGCCGGGACAGCCAAGGCCUAAGGGGCAGAAGCAGAAUCACUCUUCUAGUAGCAUCUUAAGCCAAGCAAGGGGAGCCAGGAGGGAGGCCACCCGGUGGCUCACAGAGAAAGGCCUUCCCACUAGUCCUCAGACCCUCAAACCUCACGCGGUGACCAGUUGCUAUUCCAGGGCACGAAGGAUGCGGCCGCCACUGCUGCGCUGUUUAGGUGACGUUGGUACCAAAUACACAUUUACCAUUUUUAUAUCUGGGAAGUCGACUUGCCGUCAUUUCAUCAUGAAAACCAUUUGUAAGGAGAAAAGGACAAGACACGCUUUCCAUCUUUCAGUAUUUGAUGACACAAAGUCCCAAUACUGGGCAUCAACUUCUAGCACUACAGGUGUGGCUCCCACUUGGACAAGAUACCGAGCUUCGUUAUGCAGUUUUUAAUAUUAUUUAUUCUUUUAAAAAAGUAAUAAGCACAAAACUACAUACGUUGUAUGUCAUUUAAAGUAUUUAUGUCAAACAGGGUGCAAGUGUGAACCCAAGGACUGGAGCACAAGUGUCUAACUGCCUGGGGCAGGGCGGAUGUCAGCGUUGGUGUGCGUCUGCCUCCAAAGGAGGUGCUAGUGGUCAGCGAGACUCGACACAGAUGACAUUGAAAUCCCGUUUCUCUCCUCAGCUAUCACACUGGAGCAAAACUGGCUAUUUCUGUGAAUGAUAGAAAACAGGGUUCUCUGUAAUGGUAUUGUACAUAGUAUAUGUUUAUUGUUAAGUUCUUGUUAUAUUAUAAUAA
Molecule: messenger RNA, 5101 nt
Organism: Hippopotamus amphibius kiboko
Lineage: Eukaryota; Metazoa; Chordata; Mammalia; Artiodactyla; Hippopotamidae
Gene: KLHL29
Product: kelch like family member 29
Exons: 15
Coding region: 466-3093 (875 amino acids)
Molecular function (GO): protein binding
Source: RefSeq, a predicted model, not a curated record